AUGGCUUCUACCAAAGCCUUUGCUGCUUUCUUCAUUGCCACCACGCUGCUCUUGGCGGAGCCAAGCCUAGGAAUCGCAAGCAAAGCCACUUUCUACAACCAAUACAAGCAUUAUAGCUUUGCAGCAGCGGCUCCAUCUAUUUACAGCAAUGGAGCCGCUUGCGGACGCUACUACUGCGUGAAAUGCACGAGCAAUGGCUGCAGGAACAGCAAUGUUAUCCGCGUGAAGAUCCUGGAUCUUUGCCCGGGCUGCCCAGGUGCCUUUGAUCUCUCCCAGCAGGCAUUUGCAAGAAUUGCAAACCCAGAUGCCGGUGUCAUCAACAUCGACUACUACCAGUAA
This is a messenger RNA of Selaginella moellendorffii, 339 nucleotides long. Its product is annotated as putative EG45-like domain containing protein 1. The transcript has 2 exons. Gene Ontology annotation, cellular component: apoplast; cell wall. The coding region runs from base 1 to 339 and encodes 112 amino acids. Lineage: Eukaryota; Viridiplantae; Streptophyta; Lycopodiopsida; Selaginellales; Selaginellaceae. The record is from RefSeq and is a predicted model, not a curated record. Gene Ontology annotation, biological process: systemic acquired resistance.